Messenger RNA from Chelonoidis abingdonii (Abingdon island giant tortoise), 2048 nucleotides. RefSeq names its product RAB5A, member RAS oncogene family (gene RAB5A). The record is from RefSeq and is a predicted model, not a curated record. NCBI's taxonomy places the organism in Eukaryota, Metazoa, Chordata, Testudines, Testudinidae. Gene Ontology annotation, molecular function: GTPase activity; GTP binding.
CGCCCCUCACCGCUGCACCCGGCGGAGGAGCCGCCUCCCCUCACAGCCGCGGGAGCUAGAGAAGCCGCUGCGCCUGCCGCACCGCCAGGAGCUGUACGUCGUGUUAACCAAUCUGGGACAUCAUUACCAAGACUGCAGGGUUAGGAAUAGCUACAGCUGCUAAAAUGAGUGUCUGGAAUUGAUGGGAAAUCAUCCUGUUGCUGCAAGCAGUAAGAACAUCUCGAUUCACGUCCUGAAUUCUUUCUUCUCAAGAAUUUGAAACAAAAGACUUCUUUCUAAAUUAGACAUGGCUAAUCGAGGAGCAACAAGACCCAAUGGGCCAAAUGCAGGGAAUAAAAUAUGCCAGUUCAAACUAGUACUUCUGGGAGAGUCUGCAGUUGGCAAAUCAAGUUUGGUGCUUCGUUUUGUAAAAGGCCAGUUUCAUGAGUUUCAAGAAAGCACCAUUGGAGCUGCUUUUCUAACCCAGACUGUGUGUCUUGAUGACACAACAGUAAAAUUUGAAAUUUGGGAUACAGCUGGUCAAGAACGAUACCACAGUUUAGCACCAAUGUACUAUAGAGGAGCACAAGCAGCUAUAGUUGUAUACGACAUUACAAAUGAGGAGUCCUUUGCAAGAGCAAAAAAUUGGGUCAAAGAACUUCAGCGGCAAGCGAGUCCUAAUAUUGUAAUAGCUUUAGCAGGAAAUAAAGCUGAUCUAGCUAAUAAAAGAGCUGUGGAUUUCCAGGAAGCGCAGUCUUAUGCAGAUGACAACAGUUUAUUGUUUAUGGAGACAUCGGCUAAAACAUCAAUGAAUGUAAAUGAAAUAUUCAUGGCAAUUGCUAAAAAGUUGCCGAAGAGUGAACCACAGACUGCAGGAGCCAACUCUGCCAGAGGAAGAGGCGUAGACCUUACUGAACCCACACAACCACCCAAGGCUCAAUGUUGUAGUAACUAAACCUUCAGCUGCUUUAAACCGUCUUGAAUAUUCUUCUGCUUCCUAACUGUUAAUAACAAUGGAAUUGGAGUGUUUAAUCUGUCCAAUGCAGCUUCCAAAACAGAAGAGACUAAUGACAUCGUCAAGUUUCUAAUACAGAAUUAUUUUGUUUUUAUCUUAAUUUUUAACAUGCAUGUAUCACUGGCUGUCAUAUUUCAGCAAUAGAGGGAAGUGGAAACUGAAUAAACUUGCUUCAGUUGAAAGGUUUUAAAAAUCACUUGCCAUUAGGGAUAUAGAAGAAUUACAUUUAUUGAUCUAACCAGCUAGUCCUCUAUAUCCAGGUAUUGGUUACUGUUGUAAUUGAUAGAAUUGGGACUCUUCAAACGUUUCUCUUGUGCUUUUAAAAAGAAAAUCUUUCCAGAAACAGGGUCUACCGAUACUUCAAGCUUAUUUGCAGUAUUCAUGCAACCAGUUGUUUCUGCAAGUAUCUACCAUUUAAAUAUGCAUUCCACAUUUUCAUAAUUUAACUGCAAACAAUACUUGCAGCGUUUUAAGAAUUCUAUGCUUGCAGAAAAAUGGAUUUUAGUUGUUACACUGUAUGUAAAUUAUAGUCAGCCCAGUGGUUUAAAGAAAAUAGUGAUUAAAAAUCAAGUUUAACUCCAUAUUUAUCUGUUUAUAAAGGCACAAACCAAUGAAUUCAACUUUACAGGAUUUUUCUUCACAAACCAUAAGAGCUCUCCAAGUAAAACAAAGACAAACUAGGUGUCUGUGAUUUUUUUUUGUUGUUUUUGAUCAUUGCUGGCCAUUACACAGUUUCUUAUGUUUUUCCCCAAAGGAAAAAAAUAGUCAGUGCACUAAUAAUUAUGUACAUUCAACUUGAUUUUAAAUUUGGAUAUUAAUGUACUGUAUAUAGGGUACUGCAUUGUAGUCUACAUUUGUUUAAUACUUUCUGUAAUAUUUAAGAGUUGCUUAAAGGUAUACAAAAUGUACAGUUACUUAAAGCUAACUUUUUCUCUUCCCCUAAUCUAAAGGGGUUCUGAGUUCUUCCUUUAUGGCUAGAACAGUAAUAAAUGAUGCUCCUGUACCUGUAACAGAAGUACUGCUGUCUGUCAGUAAUGAACUCUGCAGCCUUGUU